Molecule: messenger RNA, 816 nt
Organism: Fraxinus pennsylvanica
Lineage: Eukaryota; Viridiplantae; Streptophyta; Magnoliopsida; Lamiales; Oleaceae
Source: the annotation of a GenBank genome assembly
AUGAAGAAAACAACAGUUUCAGAACCAUCAUCAAGCAGAAAACGCCCACGAGAUGAAGAAUCCGAAUCCGAAUCCCAACCCGAACCUUUAAAUUCUCUUUCACUAGAGGAGAAUUUCUCUUUUAGUGAUACCAUGGUGGCUCUUCAAAUAAUGCACGCCCAGUUUCCUCACAUUGAAAAGGUUUCCAUCCAGCCUUUUGUUUUGCAAUCACAGUUGUACAGCAGCAUAAAGGACAGGACACAAGUGGAUAGGGAAUUAGAGUCUUUACGAAGGGAUAGAGUAUUGCGGAUAUUUAAGUUAAAUACUGGACAGGAUGAUCAUGCUGUAAUGUUUAUGGAUGACUACCUAAAUCAGAUUGAACAUGUUGUGAAAAGAAUGGAAGUGAAGACUCAAGAUGAUCGUAUGGUUUUUGAAUGGUUUAAGACUCAUGUAAUACAUUCGAAGCUGGAUACCAGCAUUGGUCAUCAAGAGCUCUGUUCACUUCUGUCCAUGGGGGGAAAGGUGAAAGAGGAACAUAUUUCUUUAUUAAUUAAUGCUGGUAUUAUUAUUCGCCAACUUAUUGAUCAAAAUAUGUAUUGGUUUGCAAUUCCAAAUAUUGGUUCAGUGCUCAAAGGUCUCUCGCAGGGCAGAAAGGAGGUUCUCUCAUUCCUCAACCGUAGGAAAUAUAAAGAGAUGAUGUUGACUCCUUUGGAGAAGAAGCGCCUCCGAUUUUCUCCUCUAGAUAUGAGAUUUCAUCUUAGAGAUCUAAUUGGUUCUGGUCACCUCAAAACUGUCCAGACGCCUAGUGGGUUAAUUGUCCGAGUUGCGAAGGAUUGA